AUGUCGUUGCAAAACUACCGUAUUCCUAGGGUCAACAGAGAUAAAUUUAAGGUUAUUUUUGAAUGAAGAGAACUUUUUGAAAUUGGAUAUUUAGGCAACCCAGGAGGAUAGAACCAACUCGCCGUCUAACAGAAUGCCGGAUAAUUACGAUAGAGGUGAUCGAAGGCGUGGUCAGGGCUAUUUUCGUAGUCGUUACACAGGAAUGCGCUUUCCGGAAGGGUAUUUUCUUAAUUUUGAUUUUCGACAUAUUUUAUUUUACAGGUGGUUAAAAUAUGAUAACGUUGGCAGAGAUUUGGAAGGAACACGCUUCGUCCCGUUCAAAACUCCUUUAAAGAGAGCUUUUUUCGAACACAAAGACGAUUUACAUCCGGAGCUUCAGUUUGACGUCUUGGCACUUGUCAAUUGCGUUAGCUUUUUUUUUAAAAUUAUAAUUCAUCGAAAUAAUUUUCAGGCCGCAAGAGCUGGAAAAGUGCUAGGUUUGGUGAUUGAUUUGACUAACACGAAUCGGUAUUAUGAACGGUCCGAGUGGGAAUCUCACGGUGUGAAAUACGAGUUAGUUAAUCGUUUUGAAAUUGUUGAAAGUCAUGUUUUUAGAAAAUUAAAUUGUCCAGGACAUGAGGUGAACGAACGGGAGGACAUUGUCGAAACCUUCAUCGAAAUUGUCAAGAAUUUCGUCAAUGAUCCUCAAAAUGGUACUUCCACCAGGGCAAAGUUCUGAAAAAAACCAAGGAAGAAUAUAUUCAAAAAAACUUUUUCAAUAUAUUUUCUGUGGAGUUUAAUUGAGAAUCCUGUUUUUGAAAAAAAGCAUUUGAAUUUAUCAUCUUUGAAAAAGCACAGAAAAAGACGCCAAAAAUUAUUUUUUUGUUCUAAAAAGAAGCUAUUUUUGGAACAUGUUCUUUCUUCUAUAAGGUCUUACCGGACUUUGAACAAAAACAUACGAAAUAAUUUUUUUUCAGAUGGAAAAUUGAUCGGCGUCCAUUGCACACACGGUUUGAAUCGAACGGGUUAUUUGAUUUGCCGGUACCUUAUUGACGUUGAAAAAUUUCCCCCGCCUGUCGAGCUAUCAGUUGUGAGUUUUUUUCGAAAAAAAAUUUUUUGAAGAUUUUUUUACAAAAUUAAAAAAAUUAAUCUCUAUUAAAAAAAAUAAGGCAGUGUGGGAAACUAUUGAAUUAAAUUUAUAUUUCAAUUUGAUUCAGAUUUCGCGCAUAAAACUUCCAGCUAGAAUAAUUUUGAAAAAUAAUUGAAAAAAAAAUGUUUCAGUGUUCGAAUAUUCUCGGGGACACCCAAUGGAACGCUCCAAGUACAAGAAAUCCCUGUACGAGGCCGAGAUUCGCAGAAGAAUAGUUAGUUUUUCAGCAAAUUUUAGAGUUUUAUAGCCUUUUUUAAAGAGAGAUGGUGACGAAGAAUGUUCCGAGGCCAUUCAAAAAUUGAAAGAAACUGCAGAAGCUCAAGAAGAUUCUUCAGAACGUCCACUCAAAGUGGAGGACGGUUCAGGAGAACCUUCGCGUUGAUUUUAAAUUUUUUUCAUAUCUCUAAUCCCAUUGUUUUGUUCAUAUUGCUCAUUUUUACCUCUGAUUGAUCAAUUCCCAGAAUUCUGUUUUUUUUUAAUUGCCCAAAUUACGCCCAGACCUUGCUGUGGUCAAACUGAGUAGUUGGUCUUCCUUAAGUGAUCCUUAGAAAGGCGUUAGUGAUCCCUCGAGUAGCUUUUUUCUAUAGUGGUUGCUUGAAUAAGACCGACGCAAGGUCUCGGCACACUUUUCUGUCGGGUUCAUAGUCUCAAAGAUUUUUUUUCAAAUCUAAUUUUGUUUUCACUUGUUAUUUUCUCUUGUUAUCCGCGUACUUGUGUUUUUAUCGACUCUCCCGAAAUGAAAAUUACGUGAUUGGUCUUGAUUUCGAUGGAAAUUCGGAGGUUUCGCACCAAAGUUAACGGUUUUCAGCAAGUUUCAGAAAAAUAAAUAUUUUGAGGUCAAAUGAGCGAGACUGCACAUGAAAACCUCGCUGGUGAGUUUUCAAAAAGUUUCUUUCUAAUAAUUUUCUUCACUCUUCGAUAAGUCUUGUAGAGGAAUGUUUUAUGAAUUCUUCCGAAUGUUCUUCAUUCAAAACUGGAAUAAUUAGAGGAGUACAGAAUUCAGACCAGUUUUCGACGUUUGCUUCUCAAAUUCAACCGAAAUCUCAGAUAAAUUGCUAUUCUCGAAAUUUUUUCAACCUAAACUUUCUUACUCAGUUCCUUUCCCUAAUAUGAAGUCGUUCAAAUACUUCCCAGAGUUUUCUUAGAUUUUUGUUGAGAACUUUUUCGAAGUUUUAGAAAGUUAUUAAAAAGAGAAUAUUUCAAAAAAUAAUGAGAAGGAAUCACUGCAAUUUUCAAAGAAGGUUAUUUUUCGAAGCCGUUGGUCCUUUUUAGGAGCAAGAUAAUUUUGAUCUUUGAAAAUGAAUAUUUCCCUGUAGUUUGGUCUUUAGAAGAGUUCUCAACGACCGGAUUAGGAGGCUCUGAACACAGCGACUCACCUGACACGCAGGUGGCUUCCCAAAGGUAAAUUGAUCAAUUUCGAUGUUUCCAAACUCUCGAAUCGGUAUAAGUUUGUGGUCGAGGUCAGUUUUUCGAUGGAAACCAAGCGGAGAGGUCUGAAAAUCGAAGUAUUUACUGGAAAUUACGCUUUCCGAUGAUAACAGUGGUUUGGAUUCAGUUUUUUGUUUGUAAAAUUUUUUAUCGCCUAUAUACGUUUUUUUUACGCUUAUAUCUUUUGAAAUUUGUUCAUAAAUAUCUGUUGUAGGAUAGCUUUUUUUAAAAAAUUCUGAAAUAGCUUGGAAAAAUUUUUUUCAGCAACUUUUUAUUGUAAUUUUUUUCUUAAAGAUAAUUUAAAGGUAAGGCGUUGAAAAUUACAACUUUAAUAGAACUAACUGAAAAAAACGAAUUUUCUCUUGGGUAAGUUGAUAAAUAUCCUUUUUGCGCAUCACUUUCAAAUUUUCAAAAUUUUCCUCAAGGUCCUAUAAAUCCUUGUAAUUUUUCAUUUUAUGUAUAAAAUAAAAACUCACGUGUAUUUUUCCAGCGUAAACAGGCCUUCAACUGCUACAUUUGAUUUUUCCAGUCUUAGUCGAUCCAUAUACAUUUUUCGAACAACGUUGAAUCUUCAAUUUUUCAUUUCUGAAUUUUUUUCUAAAAAAAUUAUUGAAAGAACCUCCAUUCGGGAUUUUUCAUCGCACAUUCUUUUUGCCCAACGGACGACGUCGUCCGAAUGAAUGUCGAAAAACGCAAGGCUUACACGAUUGACCGCAACAAUCCUAAAAAAAUAUUUCAUUUUUCUAAAAAUUAAUUUUUGGUCAAAUAUCUUUGAGUUUUGUGAAAUGAGCAUCAAGCAUGGCAGAGUUGAUGAGUAAAUUAUUAUUAUUAUUAUUAUUAGAGUUGAGGAAGGUCUCAAGGCAAAAACGUUUUUCGAAGCUUUUUUUGGUUAAAAAGCUUCUGCGCCUCUUAAUAGCACACCUAUUGAAGAUUUUUGAACGGAAUGAAAAAUUAGAGUUCUUAGGACCUCUAGAAAGCGAAAAAAUAGGUUUUUUUCUUUUUUUCUAAUUAGUUUAACUUUCCUGCUCAAUUAUACCUGUGGUCGAGGCUCUUCUGGCUCGGCUUCGAAUUCCCCUUCCUUGUUUUUCCCGGAUAAAUUUCCGAACAAGGCGCAAUAUCUUGUCGUUCGGCUUCUCGUUGGCAAACAUUCUGAAAAAAAUUUUUCUUGAUGUUUUUAUAGAUUCAAAAAUUUUUAAAUAAUCACGAGAAUUACUAAUUUUUUUCUACACGUUGAGGAUUCAACGUUUUCGAGUGAUUGAACAGAAAAAUGACAUUUUUUAAAUCAAAUCUCGUUUCAAAAAUAUUCCCUUAUCUUUUUGGAUACCGUUUUACACAUUCUGAUUUCAUCAUCAGCAAAAAUAGACAAAAGUUUUGGCUUUUUUUGAUUGAUAAGAUCUUGUUUUUUGGAGUUUUAAAAUUUUUGCGAAGUUUUAAAGCACGACAUAUGAAACUUUGAGAGGCGCAUUUGCAAGUGUGCUCCAUUGAGACUUAUCAAAGAGGCCUCUUUGAUAACCGCGGUUUUUCUCGGUCUUCGGCAGUAGUCAGUUGUUUAAAUGAGAAAAAAAAUACUAUUGCUUUCAAGGAAAGAAUUGGAAACAGAUGAAAAAAAUGAAAUGAUUCAUUAAGUUAAGCUUGAAAAAUUUUUUUAAAAACUCAGGCCUUUUUUUCUUUUUCGAGCAUUUUUUUAAAUUCUAAGACAUUUUCUUUGCUUCGAUAAAUGACUAGUAUACAUUUAUCAGUCUUGAAAAAGUGGAAAAAUUGAAGUUUCUGGUUUUUUUCUGCUGACUUUUUAAACCAAUGAAAGCAGAAAGUAAAUGCUUUUUGUAGCUACUUAGAAAUUUUUAGCAAUGUUUCAUACCUAAAAAAAUAUUUCAUUUAAACUUCUUUAAAAAAAUUUUCGAUCAUUCUUCAAGCCUGUUCACGAAGAAAAAAAAGAAAAAAAUGGGAAUUUUUUUCAGUGAAGUCGAACGGGUUGAUUCGGAAGAGACGGACUCGUUUAGCGUGCCCGCCCUCUUUUGCCCUUAUCACAAACAUAUAGGAAAACAUUUGGUCAGUGGCUGUUUUUUUUUUGUUUUGUCGAAAGGAAAGGUAAAAUUUAUUUAUAAGGAGAAAUAAAGUAUUAAAAUGCAUGUUAUUGUAAUUCAUUUGAGAGUUCAUCGACUUAUCGACUAAUCGCCAAAAAAUUGUGCGAAAAAAAGUUUUAUUUUGAAACUCUCAACACUUUCUACAUACUCCACUGAAUUUAUUGGGAAUCCUUGAAAUAGCCUCGGAAAUCAUGGAAAGUAUGCCCCAAUGAAUUCAAUCUGAAAAAAUUCUUCUCGGACCUUGGUAGCGCCCCGGAGGUGGAGAAGCAUUUCUAGUAGCCACUUUAGUAUCCUCGCCACUCUUAAGUGAUCUCCAGAAUUUUAGAAAGGUUCGGAGCGCGUUACCAAAGUCCGAGUUUGAUUAUUCUUCUAAUUCUUAUACAAGCUCCAAAGGAUUUAGUGUCGAUUAGGGAUCACUUGAGAAACGUUAUGUGAUUAGUAGUUUUCACUUGGGAUUCGAGUAAUAUUUCGAAAGUCCAACUGUUUAUUUUUUCCUAUUGGCGCUUUUGAUAAGGUUUUGCUUUUUUUAGUUAUCACUAAAGAAACGUUACGCCGCUCAAGUGUUCAUCGUCCAAAAAAUAGCUUUUGCCCAGUAAUUCUUUGAAAAACUUCAUAAAUGUCUCGACAUUCAGAUGCCCCUGGGGGAAACAGAGAUGCAGCUUCACUUGAUCAAGUGCAGAAAGGCGUAUUUCAAGCAUCAUCAUAAUACCGAGCUCUUGUGGUUAUUUUCAUCGAAGAAGCUUCGAGUAACGUCUGGACUUUUUGAGCUGUCCGCACAGAAUGUGUCUGGUCUCGCCGCCGGAGUUCGCCCUACAUGUGGCGAUGUGCCAGGAAAGCAUCCUGACCCGCCAGGACAAAGAGUUCAUCGACAAACCCAUCAUCGUCAUGCAAUGUGAGGCAGUUUUUACUCGGGGAAUUUCAAAGUGGCCUUCUGAGAACCGAAGGAGAAGCGCUCAUUUGAGUAUCUUGCUCACGAAAUCGGUAACUUUAGGGGCUUUCAGAGGCUCUCCAACCACAGAUAAACUCAUCCCCCCCUAUAAACGGCAGUAAAGCUUGCAAAAAAAUGGCCACUCUAGGGGAGCAUGCUAGUCAUCUAUCGUUAUAAACCAUAGGAAGAAGAAUUACUGAACAACUCGAUAAAUUUGCGUUUUCAAAUGAAAAAAAGUAUCGAUAGUUUGACUAACUACAUCUAUUUGAACCACUAUAGGGACUACUGAACAUUUAGGCGCUCAGAUGUCAGAACUUUAAUUCCUACAGGGGUCACCUAUAUUUUAGCCUGAUAGAACUAUUUUGUCCAACGUUUUUUCCUGACUUGUCUAGGGACCAAAAUGGCGUUCUUGAGAGAGGAUACAAGACCGGCUUGACAAGUUAUUUUGGAGUAAUCACUUGAGAGCUGAGAGCCAAGUGGUUACUUGAGGUGAGACUGCAGGACGACCUCCGUUCUGUUUAUCGGCUCAGCCUAAGAAAAUUCUCGAUUUGAACAAAUAAGCAACUUUGCAAUACAAUAUCUGACAUUCAAUGAGAGAUGUUCCAAGUGACCACUUGAGGGCAGAAAGCGAAGCGGUCAUGUUAGUAGUUUUCUGUGGAAAACAUCUUCUUUUCGAGAAUCAAAUUUCAAUCGAUUGAAGUUCAGUGCCUAACAACUUUGAUGAGAUGCUCCGACAGCAGGUGCAAGGCGACGUCACCCGAGCUCGUUAUGAUUCUGAUGGUUUUUAUCAAUAAAGUGGAACUUAAUAGUUUCUAUUGGCUUCAGAAUCAUCAGAAACCCAUUCCGGAGAAGACUCUGAUAAAGAUCGACCACGCCGAAGACGUCAGUAUGAUAGCGAUGAAGACGAGGAAGGCGAUAAUCGCUCAGUUAAAUCCUCCAUCAGCUCCUCCUCAGCCGAAAACUUGGACCUUGACUAA
Molecule: messenger RNA, 6546 nt
Organism: Caenorhabditis auriculariae
Lineage: Eukaryota; Metazoa; Nematoda; Chromadorea; Rhabditida; Rhabditidae
Source: the annotation of a GenBank genome assembly